UGUCUCGUGAUGUCUACUUAAAAAAAUACAAUAAGAUUACUUCCUUUUUAGGCUUUAUGAAUGAAAGUGUGACAAUUCACCUAGUUGUCCCAAUCAGAUAUGAACAUAUUCUCACAUUAUAAUAGCUAAAGAAUUUUGUAAGUAAGAUUUCUCUCCAUUCUUGAGAACCAGUUUGCGUGGUUCCAUGGGUAAGGUGAUGUCUCGGUUGGCAAAGAGGUUCUUACCAAAAUAUGAAUGGAGGAUCCCAAUGGUGGGUCUUGAUUCUUCAGGGAAGACUACCAUUCUCUACAAGCUCAAACUGGGGGACACAGUCAGAACCAUACCAACUAUUGGUUUUAAUGUGGAGAGUGUAGAGUACAAAAAUGCAAGCUUUACUAUCUGGGAUGUUGGAGGACAACAGAAGAUUCGGCCAUUGUGGAGGCAUUACUUUCAAAACACCAUUGGACUUAUCUUUGUGGUGGAUAGCAGUGACCGGCACAGAAUCAUAGAAGCUCGUAAUGAACUCCAUAAUAUUCUAACUGAUCAUGAACUACGCAAUGCUAUACUACUUGUGUUCGCCAAUAAGCAGGACCUCUCAACUGCCAUGAGUGUUGCUGAGAUUGCUGAUAAGCUUGGCUUACAUUCGCUUGAAGAUCGUAGUUGGUACAUUCAGAGCACUUCUGCCAUCUCAGGCCAAGGACUCUAUCAAGGUCUUGAUUGGCUAAUUGACAACAUAUCAACCAGGAAGCAUGAGAAAUGAUUAACUUCCACACAUGGAUCAUGGAGGUUUUCCCAGCUUAAAGUUAUAUACGUUUUAUUAUAGUGGAAAUGGAAAAGUUUCCUAGACAUUGUUGUAAAUCUGUUGCAACACUGAGGGUAGUUACAAAGAAUGAGUCUGAUGAUCAAGAUGACAGAAUUUCAGUUAAUUGUUAGUCAUGAUUUUAAAGUUCA
Arachis duranensis is the source of this 930-nucleotide messenger RNA. Its product is annotated as ADP-ribosylation factor 1. The transcript is spliced from 5 exons. Gene Ontology annotation, biological process: intracellular protein transport; vesicle-mediated transport. NCBI's taxonomy places the organism in Eukaryota, Viridiplantae, Streptophyta, Magnoliopsida, Fabales, Fabaceae. Gene Ontology annotation, molecular function: GTP binding; GTPase activity. The coding region runs from base 185 to 739 and encodes 184 amino acids. The record is from RefSeq and is a predicted model, not a curated record. Gene Ontology annotation, cellular component: cytoplasm.